Raphanus sativus (radish) is the source of this 1835-nucleotide messenger RNA. RefSeq lists its product as uncharacterized. The transcript has 6 exons. The record is from RefSeq and is a predicted model, not a curated record. Bases 249 to 1676 code for a protein of 475 amino acids. Gene Ontology annotation, cellular component: plasma membrane. NCBI's taxonomy places the organism in Eukaryota, Viridiplantae, Streptophyta, Magnoliopsida, Brassicales, Brassicaceae.
GGUAAAGUAAGUCCCUUUUCUGCUUUCCCUUUUGUGUGUUUGUGUGUGUGGUUUCAUUCCUUCAUCUCUCUUUCUCUCUCUCACUCUUCUUCCCCCUCUGCUAACGAACCAACGAAACGCUCUUCUUCAUCUUUCGGUAAUCGAUUUAUCUCUCUCUCAGAAUCCGAACGUGUUUUCAAUCUCUCAAGCUCCCUCCCUUAGCUCCUCCCCCGUCCGAAACAAUGGUUUGAUUUUGCAGAGGGAGGAGGAUGGUUAAGUUCUCAGGCUGUUUGGUUCACCCCUUCUUGUUAUUUAUUAUCUGGCUAUCAAGCUUCCAAGAUGUAGCUGCUGCCUCUGCACAAUCCAAGGUUCAUGAGAAGCAGCAUACUAGCAAAUCCACUACCGCUGAGUUAGCAAACCCACCUGGCAUCGGAGUCUCCGGUCCCAUCCAAGUAUCUCCCUCCGUCAUCCCCAAAUACACAUCCCCUCCUCUCCCUUGGACACCACCAAUGUACCCUACUUUCCCCGACACUUACCAACCAAAGCUAACCGGAAAAUGCACCGCAGACUUUCAAACACUCUCCACCGUUAUCGACACAGCGGCCUCUGAUUGUUCCCAACCCUUCGCUGCGCUCGUUGGAAACGUGAUUUGCUGUCCGCAGUUCGUUAGCUUACUUCAUAUAUUCCAAGGACAGCAUGACGUGAAGUCGGAUAAGUUGGUUCUCCCUGAUGCGGUUGCUGCAGAUUGUUUUUCAGAUAUCGUCAGCAUCCUCGUCAGCAAGAGAGCCAACAUGACGAUACCUGCGCUUUGCUCCGUGACGUCCUCGAAUCUAACCGGAGGUUCUUGUCCUGUGCAAGAUGUGGCAGCGUUCGAGAAAGCUGUCAACAGCAGCAAGUUGCUGGACGCCUGUCGCACCGUUGAUCCUCUUAAAGAGUGUUGCAGACUGGUUUGCCAAGGUGCGAUUAUGGAAGCUUCGCUUAUAAUCUCAGGACACCAGACGACGGUUGGGGAGGGAUCAAACAACAACGUCAAUGCACUUAACGACUGCAAAAACGUGGUGUUUUCGUAUAUUGCGAGGAAGCUUCCAGCAGACAAAGCCAACACUGCGUUUAGGAUAUUAUCGUCCUGCAAAGUUAACAAAGCUUGUCCCUUGGAGAUUAAGGAGCCAACAGAAGUGAUCAAGGCUUGCCGUAAUGUGGCUGCUCCAAGCCCGUCUUGCUGUAGCUCGUUGAAUGCGUAUAUCUCAGGGAUACGGAACCAAAUGCUAAUAACAAACAAGCAGGCUAUAGUGUGUGCAACAGUCAUGGGUUCUAUGUUACGGAAAGGUGGGGUCAUGACGAAUAUAUAUGAGCUUUGUGACGUGGAUCUCAAAGAUUUCAGUGUCCAAGCAUAUGGAAUGCAACAAGGAUGUCUACUGAGAAGCUAUCCAGCAGACUUGAUAUUUGACAACACGACAGGGUACAGUUUUACAUGUGAUUUGACGGAUAACAUAGCUGCGCCAUGGCCAUCUUCAUCGUCAAUGUCUUCUUUGUCGCUCUGUGCUCCUGAGAUGUCAUUACCUGCAUUGCCAACAUCUCAGACUCUUAGGAAUCACGGGUUUCGGGGUGGUGGUGGUGGUGGUGGUGGUGCGUUUGGAGGGUUGCGUCUGAUUAUCAUUUUGGUGAUUAUGUUGUAUGGUGUUGUUGUUAGACAUUAAAAAAAUGAGAUUUUUUUUUUUUAAAUUAAUUUGUUUUGGUAGGGGACUCUCUCUAUGGAUAUGGAUGAGCAGGGAAUCUCAUAUUUGUAUUUCUUUCUUUGUGUAUAUGUUUUUGUUGGGUAACAACAGAGAGUAAUGUAGUAAUAUGUCUUCUCAGUC